AUCCUUUACCUUUCCUUCUCCCUUUCCUCUGCAAACCCAAAUCUGGUUUCAAACUUCAUCUUCUUCUUAUUCUCUCUCUCUCUCUCUCUCUCUCUCUCUUCUCCCUUCUUCUUCCUUUCUCAAACCCAGAUCUAGGUUUCAUCACAUAAAUUAACCCAAAUCCCCAUUCCAAACACUAAAAAAUAAUUGUGACAAACACAUAAAAUAUCACCAUAACUUCAAUAAUUAUCUCACAUCUCCAAAUCCAGAUAAGAAAUCGUAAACGAAUCACUGUACUCGACGUACCAAACCCAGUCAACUCAUGGCAAUAUCACCAAUAAAUCGGCUCCAACUCAACUAAAAUUCAUUCAAAUCAUCACAGAGAGGAUCCAAAAGUCAAUUGAAGACAUCGAAUACAAAUUAGAGCGAAAACACACCUUAUUCUUUGCCAGUUAUAAAGAGAAGAAUGCUUGCAUCGACUUCUCUCCAAUUUCGAAUGGCAAUUCGAGAAAAAGGACUUCCGACAACGAAGAAGAAGACACAAGCUUCGGUACAAGAUUCAGAGUUUGCAGAGCAGAAUCUGAGUGUGAUGUUUGAGAAAAACCUAAGUUUCGCCACAAGUAUGCGAUGUCGGUCUCCAGGCCAAUGGAAAACAUGAAGAGUAUGCAGCACAUGAGGGAGAAGAAUUUGUAGUUCUUUGUGGAGGAAGCCUAAAAGAGGAAUUCCUUAACCUUGUCGAUUCAGGUUAACAAGGAGGGACCUACAACAAUACCAACAUGAUACAAAAGAUGAAAAUUUUCACAAAUUUGUAGAGAAAAUGAACAUGGCACGACUGAGAGAAACCUAGAUUUGGGUUUGAGAAAGGAAGAAGAAGGGAGAAGAGAGAGAGAGAAUAAGAAGAAGAAAGAAGAAGGAUGAGCAGGGAGAAGGAAAGGAGGAAAAGAUGAGGUUGAAGCUCAUCUGAACCAUUAAAAUUCCCAAAUUCCGUUGAAUUUCGAUUCCAUCUGAAACCAUCUCUGUCCUCGUUGAAGCUCCUUCGACCGGCUAAGCUGAAUUUUUUUGAGCCUUGCUGCUCGAUUGCAGUCCCAUGGUGAUAAGAAACAAAACGUUAUAGUAUAAGAAACAGAACGUUAUAGUACAAGAAACAUAGAGCCACUGU
Messenger RNA from Rubroshorea leprosula, 1138 nucleotides. NCBI's taxonomy places the organism in Eukaryota, Viridiplantae, Streptophyta, Magnoliopsida, Malvales, Dipterocarpaceae. The record is from the annotation of a GenBank genome assembly.